AACCCCUGUCCCAAAAUGCCAUCUAUCCAGCUGCCACUGCUACUCCUCUGCUCGACCUUGUGGGGUGUUUGCCUCAAUGGGAGACAGCCCCUUCCAGAGGAGAGUGAGACCAUGAGAAGGAGUCCUCUGGAUGACAUCCUUCAGAGAUCUGAAAGCCUCAUUUUUCAGUCUGUCCUCAAGAAAGCUGAAAAGAAUGAAGAAACUAAUAAAGAAUCAAAAGCCCCUCUGCCAGAACAGCUUUCCAAAAGACAACACCCUGGCGAGAAGUACCUAAGUAAACUGAAGAGACAGCACCCUGGAAAAAGAGAUGUUGAGAAAGACACAUCUUAUGGAGACAUUCAGAAGAGGCAGCAUCCAGGGAAAAGAGAGAAAGAAGAUGACCUUGAUGUCUAUCUGGAGCUGAAAAAGCAACAGCCUCCUGGCAGGUCACUGUUGGAUCAGAUUGCUGACAGCCCCAGGGCACAGCUAACCUAUAUGAAUGAGUUAUCCAAAAGACAGCAUCCAGGCAGAAGGUAUCUGAUGUACGAGCACCAGUACCCUAGCAAAAGAGGAUGGAAUUACAAGGUAGACCUAAAUGACCAAUAUGGUGAGAAACGCCAGCAUCCUGGAAAAAGGCACUGGAAUUCUGACAGCUCAGAUGACACAGGCCCCUGCAACUUUUUUGAGUUAUUCACCUGUAACAAAGGCAGCUUGUUGCUUGAUUUAGUAGAAGAUGUUAGCAGAGACAGGGUAGAAGAAAAACGUCAGCACCCAGGAAAGAGAUCAGUAUGGGAGAGUGAAACAGGAAUGAGAAAAUAA
Molecule: messenger RNA, 798 nt
Organism: Myiozetetes cayanensis
Lineage: Eukaryota; Metazoa; Chordata; Aves; Passeriformes; Tyrannidae
Gene: TRH
Product: thyrotropin releasing hormone
Exons: 2
Coding region: 16-798 (260 amino acids)
Biological process (GO): hormone-mediated signaling pathway
Cellular component (GO): extracellular region
Molecular function (GO): thyrotropin-releasing hormone activity
Source: RefSeq, a predicted model, not a curated record